This is a messenger RNA of Melospiza melodia melodia, 1074 nucleotides long. RefSeq names its product intercellular adhesion molecule 5-like. Gene Ontology annotation, cellular component: plasma membrane. Gene Ontology annotation, biological process: cell adhesion. The coding region runs from base 16 to 1074 and encodes 352 amino acids. NCBI's taxonomy places the organism in Eukaryota, Metazoa, Chordata, Aves, Passeriformes, Passerellidae. Gene Ontology annotation, molecular function: integrin binding. The transcript is spliced from 5 exons. The record is from RefSeq and is a predicted model, not a curated record.
GCUGACCCCGCCGGCAUGGUGGCCCCGGCGCUGCUGGCGCUGGCCCUGGGCGCCCUGGGUGUCGUGGCAGUUCCAGUGCCCCCCGAGGGUCCCCUCGUGUCCCUGUCAGCCUCAGACGCGGUGGUGAGGAUGCCGUUCAAGGUCACCUGCAGCAUCAGCCGCGCCGUCCCCGCCACCAACGUCACCAUCACCGCCAACAACCGCAGCUGGCCGGUGACACUGAGCCAGGACGGCCACCAGGCCACCGCCGAGGUCACCGUCACCGAGAGGAGCAGCGUCCAGCUGGGCUGCACCAUCCACGCGGGCAGCAGGAAGCUCCAGACCAACACCACCAUCCAGGUCUUCUAUGUCCCCGUGCCGCUGCUGAAUGUCACCAACACCGCCAAGGCUGGCACUGAGCUGAGGGGACAAUGCUCGCUGCCACCUGGAGCCGUCAGUGACAUCCAGGUGAAGGUGGCGGCCACCGGCCACGGUGUCCUGGUGGAUUUUAAAAAGCCCCCGGUGACCUUCAGCCUGCCGGUGCGAGAGGAGGAUGCAGGGGGGCGGCUGGUGGUGACCUGUGAGGCCAAGAUGCACCCGGACCCGUUGAGGACCAAAUCCCAACAGAUCCACGUGCUGGUCAAACCUCGGCUGGACAUGGGGCUCUGCCCCCCGCAGCAGAACUGGACGGAGGGGCAGGACGGGAUCCUGAACUGCAGCGCCAAGGGCACACCUGAGCCGCAGGUGAGCUGUUCCAAGGAUGGGAAUAUCCUCACCCCUGGAAUAUCCCAUCCCAUCAACCGCGCCCACGCCGGGACCUACCUGUGCCGGGCCACCAACGAUCUGGGGACGGCCGAGCGCAACGUCACCGUCUGGGUGCAGUAUGACGCCUCGGUCCCGCUGCUCCCGGUGCUCCUGGGGACGCUGCUGCCGCUGGUCGUCGUCAUCCUGAGCCUGGUCGCGGGCUACCUCCUCUACGGCCAGGGCAAGAAGGGCGAGUACCGGCUCUGGAAGCGGCACCGGCGGCCGGACGCGCAGCCCCUGCGGCCCCUGGGCGACUCCGCGGCCGCUCCCAACGGAUCCGCGGCCCCGUAG